UCAAUCACGUGGGAUGUUUUGUCCAAUCAUAAUUCAGCACAAAAGUACCGGGGCAAACAACACAUUGUAGAUAAAAUGCUUCGUGUACUCUUUUAAAAUCAAUUAAAAGAAGCAUUCAAACUUUUAGAAACAAUACAGGAUACAAUUCACAUCGGGUUCAUAUUACAUCUCCCUUUAUUCCGGUUUUAAAGACUGAACGGAAUGGAUGCUGAGGGCUUUGGAGAGCUGUUGCAGCAGGCAGAGCAGCUUGCUGCGGAGACUGAAGCCGUGUCAGAGCUGCCUCACGUUGAGAGAAACUUGCAGGAGAUCCAACAGGCUGGAGAGAGGCUGCGCUCCCGCACCCUGACACGCACGUCUCAGGAUGCUGCUGAUGUCAAAGCAUCAAUUCUCCUGGGUUCCAGAGGUUUGGAUAUAUUCCACAUUUCACAAAGGCUUGAAACCCUGAGUGCUGCUACAACCUUUGAACCCCUGGAACCAGUAAAAGAUACAGACAUUCAGGGCUUCUUAAAGAAUGAAAGGGAUAAUGCUCUCCUGUCAGCCAUCGAAGAAUCCCGGCGCCGGACGUUCCUGCUGGCGGAGGAGUACCACCGGGAGUCCAUGCUUGUGCAGUGGGAACAAGUGAAGCAGAGAGUUCUACACACACUGCUUGGAGAAGGGGAAGACGCUCUGGACUUCAGUCAAGAUGUGGAGCCCAGCUUUGUGAGCGAAGUUUCAGCACCUGGAAGAAGUGCCCUGGAUAGUACAGAAGUGGCUUAUGGACGGCAGAUCUACAUUUUCAAUGAGAAGAUAGUGAAUGGCCACAUACAGCCAAACCUCGGGGACCUGUGUGCUGCCGUCGCAGAAAGUCUUGAUGACAAGAAUGUGUCCGAUCUCUGGUCCAUGGUGAAACAGAUGACUGAUGUGUUGCUCGUUCCUGCCAAAGACACUCUUAAAAGUCGCACUUCUGUGGAAAUGCAAUUGGCUUUUGUCAGAAAGGCACUCACUUUUUUGGAAAACAGCUACAAAAAUUACACUAUGGUGACUGUGUAUGGAAACCUUCAUCAAGCUCAGCUGGGAGGAGUGCCAGGAACAUACCAGCUUGUCCGCAGUUUUCUCAACAUCAAACUACCAGGACCACUGCCUGGCAUGCAGGACGGUGAGAUUGAGGGCCAUCCAGUGUGGGCUGUCAUUUACUACUGCUUACGCUGUGGAGACCUGAACGCAGCCAUGCAGGUGGUGAACAGAGUGCAGCAUCAGCUCGGAGAUUUCAAGACCUGGUUUCAGGAGUACAUGCACAGUCCUGACAAGCGGCUCUCUCCAACAUCUGAAAACAAACUUCGGCUUCACUACCGCAGAGUGCUGAGGAACUGUGCUGACCCAUACAAGAGAGCUGUCUACUGCUUGAUUGGUAAAUGUGAUAUCAGUGAUAACCAUGGGGAGGUGGCAGACAAAACCGAAGACUAUCUGUGGCUUAAGUUGAACCAGGUGUGUUUUGAUGAUGAUAGCAGCUCUCCCCAGGACCGGCUCACUCUCCCACAGCUGCAAAAACAGCUUCUUGAAGACUAUGGAGAGUCUCAUUUCUCUGCGAGCCAGCAGCCCUUCCUGUACUUCCAAGUGUUGUUCCUGACGGCUCAAUUUGAGGCAGCUGUGGCGUUCUUAUUUCGUGUUGAGAGGCUCCGCAGCCACGCCGUCCACAUUGCUCUGGUUCUUUAUGAGCUACGACUGCUUUUAAAGGCGUCAGGGCAAAGUGCUCAGCUCUUAAGUCAAGAACCCGGCGAUCCCCCUAUGGUACGUCGACUUAACUUCAUUCGCCUGCUUAUGCUUUACACUCGCAAGUUUGAGUCUACUGAUCCACGGGAAGCGCUCCAGUACUUUUAUUUCUUACGCAAUGAGAAGGACAGCCAAGGAGAAAACAUGUUUAUGCGUUGUGUUAGCGAACUUGUUAUUGAGAGCCGUGAGUUUGACAUGCUGCUGGGGAGGUUAGAAAAAGAUGGAAGCAGGAAGCCUGGAGUCAUAGAUAAGUUUGCUGGAGAUACAAGAGCCAUCAUCAGUAAAGUGGCCCUUGAGGCUGAGAACAAGGGUCUGUUUGAGGAGGCAGUCAAACUCUAUGAGCUGGCCAGAAAUUCAGAUAAGGUUUUGGAGCUCAUGAACAGGCUGUUGAGUCCAGUGAUUGCACAGGUCAGCGCUCCCCAGUCCAACAAGGAGAGACUCAAAAACGCAGCGGUGGCCAUAGCUGAAAGGUACCGUUCUCAAGGUAUAUCAGGAGAGAAGUCUGUGGAUAGUACUUUCUAUCUGCUUUUGGACCUAAUGACAUUCUUUGACGAGUACCAUGCAGGACACAUUGACAGAGCUUAUGAUGUGAUGGAGCGUUUGAAGCUUUUACCUCUCAGUCAGGACAGUGUGGAGGAGAGAGUAGCUGCCUUCAGGAACUUCAGUGAUGAGGUGCGCCAUAACUUGUCAGAAGUGCUACUGGCCACUAUGAAUAUUUUGUUUACGCAAUACAAGCGUCUGAAGGGUGCACCAGCAGGGACCCCUGGACGAUCUCAAAGGACCAUAGAUGACAGAGACGUGCAACUGCGCAGCCAGGCCAGGGCGCUGAUCACCUUUGCUGGGAUGAUUCCUUACAACAUGGCGGGGGACACCAAUGCAAGGCUGGUGCAGAUGGAGUUACUAAUGAACUGAGACAAUACACAUAAUUCAUGUAAAAAAAAAAAAAAAAAAAAGACACAUUGCUUUUUGAUUUUUGUGUUAAAUGGCUGCUUUCAAUCCAUUCCUCCUGUCAACCCCACCUUUUCUUAUUGUCCUAUUUCGUUGUUUAUGU
Molecule: messenger RNA, 2800 nt
Organism: Boleophthalmus pectinirostris (great blue-spotted mudskipper)
Lineage: Eukaryota; Metazoa; Chordata; Actinopteri; Gobiiformes; Gobiidae
Gene: nup93
Product: nucleoporin 93
Exons: 22
Coding region: 202-2661 (819 amino acids)
Biological process (GO): protein import into nucleus; poly(A)+ mRNA export from nucleus
Cellular component (GO): nuclear pore
Molecular function (GO): structural constituent of nuclear pore
Source: RefSeq, a predicted model, not a curated record